This is a messenger RNA of Vitis vinifera (wine grape), 3060 nucleotides long. Its product is annotated as lysophospholipid acyltransferase LPEAT2. NCBI's taxonomy places the organism in Eukaryota, Viridiplantae, Streptophyta, Magnoliopsida, Vitales, Vitaceae. The transcript has 15 exons. The record is from RefSeq and is a predicted model, not a curated record. Bases 1177 to 2811 code for a protein of 544 amino acids. Gene Ontology annotation, biological process: phospholipid metabolic process. Gene Ontology annotation, molecular function: lysophosphatidylethanolamine acyltransferase activity; calcium ion binding.
ACUUCAUUGUCUGUUUGUUAGAAUGAAUGCCCAUGCUCUUCAAUCAGCAUAUUUGGAUUGUGUAUCAAACUUGGCGUUCAAGAUCCGACAUAUAGUGAAAAUGAGAGGCUAUCCCUUUGUAUUUUUCUUCUCUUUUUUCUCUUAUAUUAGAUAUAUCCCCUUUUGGUUGUUGGAUUGUCAAAAUGAUACUCUCACAUGUUUGCAACAGAGGUCAGAAUAGUAGCACAUGCACUACUAUUAGUUUAAGAGUGGAUCUUAGAAAUUAUUAUUAUCCCCUUAUCUGUUUUGUUGUCAUAUGGUCGCGUAAUCGAGAAACCGCAGACAAAUCCAUGCCCAGUCUUCAAUAUGGUGUUGAACAGACAACAUUUUGGAGAUGGCUAAAGCUUAAAUCCUCAGUACAGAUGGGAAUCAGACCGAUUUUCGGUUGGAUUUGGAUGGGCAUGAACUCUGUGUAAUGGCUUUGAUGAAAUUUACAAUUGAUAAGAUGAUGAAAUUAUGUGUUUUGUUUAUAUGAUUAUGUUUUGAGUUGAAUUGGAUCAGCAUCUGCCGCAAUAAUGUACCCAAGCCUUGGCCUCUUCUAUUGUUGUUUUCUCCUUUCCACUGCUCUGCAAGGGGUGUGUGGGCCUUGGGCCUUAAAAAGUUGAUCGGAUUUUCUCUCCCAGUGGAGCCCAUCGCCUUAAAAAGUGGAUCAGAUCGACGGCCAAGGAGAGUGCCGCGUGGAGGAAACGGACCAUAGGCAUUAUGCCUACUUUAAGCACGUUUAGCACGUGGACCCGGUUGGUUCCUUAAUGGACUCCACUCCGUCUCUUCCAGCUGGCAGUGUCUGCUCCUUAAGGAAAAAAAAAGUUGGAUUUGAAUUUGGUUUCCCAACCGCCUCGUUUUGUUUAUUUUGUUGUGCCACGUCACCUCUUGUUUUUGGUUAUAAUUAUUAAUUUAAAUAAAUUUUAUAGCAUUUGCGUAGCCUGUCCAAAAGUGAAUAAAUAAGGGAAAUGAAGCGUGACACGUGCUAAGCACGAGGGUGGGCAAAACAUGAAGGGGGAUGAUCACUCAGAUUAGAGACCACAAAAAGAAAACGCUACUUCCGCUCCAUUUUGUCUGAAUCAAAAUCUCGCCCUCGUCCACCUUCCAAUUCCGGCUCUGAUUCUCUGGUCUGCAGUCUGCAGCGGAGAACUAUCAAUGGCUGGAACUGGAGCGGAUCUCAUCACUCCUCUCAUCUCCUCCCAACCCUCCGAUCAACCUGAACUCAUCCUCACCGUCGAUGACCGACCCGGUUUUGAAUCCUUCAGUGACCAUUGCUCCUCUAAUGGCACUAAGUCUGACCACACCCAACCUGAGUCUGAUAACCCGUUUGAGUUUCUCGGGUCGGCCGGGUUCUCCGUCCCUGGAACACCCACCGUGGAUCCGUUCCGGAAUAAUACGCCCAAGAUUGAUGGGUUUUAUGAGUGGUUCAAGAUCCUGGUCUGCGUACCCAUUGCUGCGAUUCGGCUGGUAUUGUUCGGAUUGUGUUUGCUGGUUGGGUAUUUGGCUACCAAGUUUGCUCUUCAGGGUUGGAAGGAUAAGCAGAAUCCCAUGCCCAAAUGGCGGUGUCGGGUUAUGUGGGUCACGCGCAUCUGUUCUCGUUGUAUUCUCUUUUCUUUUGGCUACCAUUGGAUAAAACGAAGGGGAAGACCUGCUUCAAGGGAGACUGCUCCUAUAGUUGUAUCAAACCAUGUAUCAUAUGUUGAGCCUAUCUUCUUUUUCUAUGAAUUAUUCCCUACCAUUGUUGCAUCGGAGUCCCAUGAUUCCCUACCCUUUGUUGGAACUAUUAUUAGAGCAAUGCAGGUUAUAUAUGUUAAUAGGUUCUCACAAUCAUCAAGGAAACAGGCUGUUAAUGAGAUAAAGAAAAAGGCUUCUUGCGAGAGAUAUCCUCGAGUGUUAUUGUUUCCUGAGGGAACUACAACUAAUGGAAGGGUCAUUAUUUCAUUCCAACUUGGUGCAUUUAUCCCUGGUUAUCCAAUCCAACCGGUAGUUGUCCGCUAUCCUCAUAUACAUUUUGACCAAUCUUGGGGGCAUAUUUCUUUGGGAAGGCUGAUGUUUAGAAUGUUCACACAGUUUCACAAUUUUAUGGAGGUAGAAUACCUCCCUGUUAUUUCACCUCUUGAAAAUAAAAAAGAAAAUGCUGUCCAUUUUGCAAAGCGGACUAGUCAUGCUAUUGCAACUGCACUAAAUGUUGUACAAACAUCUCAUUCAUAUGGGGACUUAAUGCUUCUCACUAGAGCAUCUCAGUCAAAACAGGAAAAGCCCUCAAGUUAUAUGGUUGAAAUGGCAAGGGUGGAAUCGUCAUUCCAUUUAAGCACCUUGGAAGCUGUGGACUUUCUGGAUACAUUUCUUUCCAUGAAUCCAGAUCCCAGUGGAUGUGUUAAAAUCCAUGACUUCUUUAGGGUGCUACGACUGAAGCCAUGUUAUCUUUCUGAGAAGAUAUUUGGAUUCAUUGAUGUGGACAAGAGUGGAAGGGUCACAUUCAAACAGUUCUUGUUUGGAUCAGCUCAUGUGAUGAAGCAGCCAUUAUUCCGACAAGCCUGUGAAUUAGCUUUUGCUGAAUGUGACUCUGAUGGAGACUUGUACAUUUCAGAGCAAGAGUUGGGAGAUUCCAUUAGACCAGUGAUUCCAGACUUGAAUGAGGAUGAGUGGCAAUUGCAGAUACAGGAGAUGUUCAACUUGUUUGACACUGACAAAGAUGGCAGGGUAAGCAAGGAUGAUUUCAGUAACUGCCUGAGAAGGCAUCCGCUGCUCAUAGCACUUUUCUCACCCAGUUUGCUGCACAACGCUUAACGGAGGCCCGGAAUUCGGAUGCAAGAGGAGAUUGUGUGAUGAAUGGGAUUGAAUGUAGGUUAGAAUUGGUUGAUGUAUUAUUGUAACCCAGAUGGGAUUUUGAGGGGAGUAGGUUUUUUUACCCAUGGAAAUGCUCCCGAGUUGCAGGGAUCCCUUUUCAAACUCAAGAACUUCUUCCCCCCUGUAACUGUAAAAUGGUUUUUUAGGCAGUCAGCUUUGCUAAAUUAAUUUGGGUUUCCAUUUUUAUAA